This is a messenger RNA of Neohortaea acidophila, 891 nucleotides long. RefSeq lists its product as uncharacterized. Lineage: Eukaryota; Fungi; Ascomycota; Dothideomycetes; Mycosphaerellales; Teratosphaeriaceae. The coding region runs from base 125 to 661 and encodes 178 amino acids. The record is from RefSeq and is a predicted model, not a curated record. The transcript has 3 exons.
AUUCACACAACAUCUAUUGAUAUAUAGGCAAGCAAUCCGGCACCAUUUCGUCUCCCUUCUCCCAUCCUUUUCCACUCCAUCUUCUUUCUCUCUUCUACUCAACUACAGUCUUGUGCAAGCGAGCAUGUUGCUCAUCACAGCCUUAUCUCUCCUUCCCCUGGCCUGGGCCGCAGCCACACCGACCUCUUGCGCUCAGGUCGUCGCUGGCGGGUUCACUCUCGUGCACAAUGGCUCUUUUGCCGGUACCCUGGGCGGUAGUCUGGCCUCAGCAGCACUUGAAUUAGUUGUUCCGCAGGAUAAGAAACGCAGCGGCGAAGUGAUUCAAUGGGCCCUGAACGGCACCCAACUGGUGGAGGGGAACCGCGCUUACGGUCCACGCAAUAACUCUGCCGCCGUGCUGAGUUCCGACCACUACGUAUUGACGGGCCCUCUCGAUACGGCCCCGGCACCUCCAAGCAGCGAAAUUCUCAAAUGCAUCGUCCAAGGCCAGAGCUUCCCCCACUGCCACCUCUCCUGCUCCCUAGGCAAAGACGAUGAAAGUUACGUCUGCCCGGAGAAUCAGACGUGGAAGAUAUUCCCAAAGGGAGCCGCCAUUGCUGGAUGCGUCCCGUUUGCGUUGCUCACGCUUCCGCCCGUCACGUCUAGACAAGCUGGAUCAUGACAUCAAGGCAAACAAACGAACCGCAAUAUCUUCCUCAAUGCCGCCAAGAUUCUGAUCUCCUACGGUCACUUCAAGUGGUCCGAGGCCAAGGGCUUCAAGAUGACCGCCCACGACAGCUCGGUCUUCCACCACUGGCUGGACGACGCAACGCGCGGGGGUCGCCUCUUGAAAGGUCGCCUCCUCCUGAACGGUCGCCUCCUCCUGAACGGUCGCCUCCUCCUGAAAGGUCG